AUUGGACGAUUAUCUGAUAUUGUGAUAUGACUUAACAAAUUUUGUGAUUUUUUUAGUAUCUGAUUCAUGGAUUUUUAUUAAUUUUGAUUUGCUUAUAUGUUAGUCACGUGAUAAAACAUGGAACAAUGGAAAUGCAUAAAAUACUUUUUCAGGCAGCAUUGGCAACGGCACAAGUCAUAUGACAGAAAUGGUUGAAAAAGGGAUAUACGUGCUGAUCCUUUUACUGACUACGAUAGGAUAUUCGCAUGGUCAGUGUGAUAAUGCAGUGACCCUUAGUUAUAUAUCCGAGAGGCUUGUUGGAAAUGCAAUAUCAGAUGAAGCUACCCCUAUUUGCGAUUAUUUUUUGGAUGAAGGAUGGUAUUCAAUGGGAAAGUAUGUUUUAGCAGAUAAUUCUGAUCCAUGUCAAACGACUUAUAAUUGGUAUAUGACGGGUGUUCUUCCUCAGACACCAAAUGUCGAAACCACAAUUACAGCUUGUAAAAAUACACUUCACAACGCUUGCGCUGAAACCAUGGAACUAUUGACUAAAUUGUGCGAUAACGGGAACUAUGUGUUUUACCUAAUUCCACCGAACGGUUGCUCGGAGGCAUAUUGUUUAAAGGAUCCUGACAACAACGGCGGUACUCCUGCGCCAGACAUGAGUUCUGUGCCAAUUCCAGUUGUAGAAGUGGACAUCUUUGAUGCAAAAGAAUUGGUGUUUUAUUGCAUCUUUAAUGGACCGUCUGAGCCAUAUUAUUAUGAUAUCGAUUGGAGUUUAUCAACUGGAUUAUCCUUGGCAAAUAAAAUCAAGUCAUAUAAAGAGAUAAAAUAUGUAUCCACUCACGCAUUUCGAUCAGCAACUAUGCUCAGAGAAUCACAUCUCAAGUCAUAUGGAAUUGAAAAACUUGGGUUUUCUCUUGCGUGCUCUUUCAAAGCAAAAGUUGAUUUAGGUGGUAUGUACAGUGAAAGCAAAGUCAGUAACAAGAAAUUCUGUGGAGUUGAGGUGAGCAAUAACAGCUGGGUUAGUAUUGAUAAGAAUUCGGCUGAAAAGGUGCAAAUGCGCCUUACAGUACCUUUUACCUUUACUAAAGAUGGUUUUAUACGAUUCGUUUUAUUUAUUCCCUCCGUUAAUGAAUGUAAACUAUCACAAGUGGUUUUAAGGCAAAACGUAAGAAAUUCUUGCGGAGUGGUAUUCACAAACGACGAUGUUAAGAAUGGCAUUUGGAAACCAUUAACUAUUUCGGGCGAAAUUGGAGCACAGCCUGGAGAAUUCAACAGAAUAUUUGCCUUGCAACUGUACUCAGUUCCAUUCGGCCACGCCAUAUUCGAUAACUAUCUACCUGAUCCUAUUCAUAUACAAUUGACAUCAGACACACUGUCAGUAGACGGGAAGAAAUGCUACGCCCAUAGCGAUCCACAUAUGUUCACUUUUGAUGGAAGAAAAUACGAAAAUCAGAAUCCCGGAACAUUCAUUUUACACAGAAAUGAAGUUCAAAAUGUUGAGACACAAAUAAAAACGGACAAGUGUCCGAACCAUUUUACCCAUCAUAUAAGACCAUGGUGUGUCUGUGGGGUUGCAGUGCGUGCUGGAAGAGACAUAUUUAAAAUUGAUAACUGUGGAACAGGGGGUAAAGUUGAUCCUCGAUUUGAGAGAUGUGACGAUCGUGUCUUACAACGAAAGGUUAAAAGAAAAAAAGGAGGAAAGGAAUAUAGGGUUUACCUCCCAAGUGGGACAGAAGUUUUGAUCCAAAUGAACUGGCAGACUUUUCUUGAAAUAGAUAUAUUUCCAUCUAUUCUUGAUGCAAAAGUAUCAACCGGCUUAUGCGGAAACUUUGACAAUAUCAAGGAAAAUGAUCCAGAUAAAAACACAGCAUUAACUUGGAGCGUGGGCGAGACUACGGACUUGUUCAACCUUCACAAACACCAGAGCAUAAAACCUUGGAAAUUGGAAAAAUACAUGUGUGUAUGUAAUGAGAAAAACAGUGUAGAAAAUACAUUUCCUACAGCCAAGUGCGAUACAUCUGAAAUGAGAAAGUGUGUACAUGAUAGUUUAACAGACGUCAAACACGCAAUGUGCUCCCUUUCUCCAGUAAAAAGAUCUACAAAUUAUGUGUUUCACGCAAUUGAUACACAUAAGUCUACUGAGACAAACUUUAGAAGUCUUUAUCAACAGAGGGCGAAGGAACAUACGGUAUUAAGAAGAAGCACAUACACAGAAGAAACGGCCAGAGAAGAUUGCAUUAACGCAAUGAAUACAACAUUGUUUCAAAUUUGCUCCAAUCUUCCUACACUAAAUAUGGAGUCAUUUAUAGAUAAUUGCGUCUCAGAUGCUUUAAUUACCAAUUCUAUGGACUGGACCAACAUACACAUUGAAGGGAUAAAAACACAAUGUUUAUAUAAUAUAGAACUUAAUCAGCCAAUAUCUGAUUCUGUUUUGUCAGAGCUGAACGAAAUAACAAAAGACCCAAAUGACUUUAACAGAAAUAACACUGAAUUAAAUAGCACAACAACUACUACACGCUCUCCUACUACAUCUCAUGAGACACCAGUACAAAAGCCUCCAUUUAAAAUUACACCCGAAAUGCUAGUUGUCGUGAACUCAUUGAGCUGUUUGAACGAUUGUAGUCAACACGGAAAGUGCAAAAAUGGAACGUGCGAUUGUGAUCAAGGAUAUAUGGACAUUGACUGUUCUUUGCAUGAAGACGAUGCACCAUAUAUGCUUGGCAUACCCGACCUGGGACUUUGUGAUGUAAGACAACGAAAAUGUCAGCAAACCUCUGUUUUUGCACAGAAUGUUGUUGAAUCUGAUACUUUGACAUGCAAAAUGCAAGCAUUUCAGAUUAUAAAUAAUGGACAGACGAAAGAACAAGCUACAAUGACAAACAAUGCUUCAUUGGAAUCAUUCACACAAGUUACAUGUGAAUUACCUUUCGUAAGGAACAAAAGAUCAGCAAAUGAAGAAAUGAACGACAAUGUCAUAGCUCAUGGCUACCGUGUUUCUAUUAGUAAUAAUAGAAAAGCAUAUAGUGAAGAAGAUGUCAUCAUUAUUUUAGACUCUGAAUGCAUCAACUGCUCAAAAACUGCGGAGUCAUUUCUUUGUACUAAAAAACCCAAUUACUGUGUCAACAAUGGGAACUGCUUCAAUCCAGGAGAUUAUUCAGGUUGUUACAUCUGCAAUGGCGAUAAUCCUAAUAUGGCUGUUUGGACUCCUGGGCCUGAAUGCCCUACACAAACACACCAACCAACAGAAAAGAAUAAUUACUGGAUUAUUGGAGCUACUUUAGGCCCAGCUGCACUGAUUCUGGGAAUCGUACUUGUUGUUUUGUUUUAUAAAUCGAAAUUACACCCGAAAGAUGGGAAGAAUAUAGGCUCUGUCAACCCUAUAUACAUUAAUAGUUAGAUACUUGUGAAUAUUCUUCGUCAACGAGCUUGCUUUAUCCGGAAAAAAGGCUAACGAAUACACGGAAUUUUACUUGUUUCAAAGCGUAGACUUUAUUUGCAAUACAAUAUGUUCGUCGCUUUUCUUAUAAAUUGAAAUAUUAUAAACUUAAUUAACGUUAUUUUGAAUUACAACUAUAAUUACGAAUUUCUUACAUAUUGUACAUUUCACCAUGAUAUACAGAAGACAACGAUUUGACAAUUUUAAAACAUGACAAUGCUUUUUAUCAUUGAACAUGCUACUGUGUUAAUGUGUGUUUCCCAAAUAGCUAUUAACUACACAAUACUUAUUACUUACUUAUUUUCGAAAAGAAAACAAUAUAUAUUUAUUUUCGGAAGAAGACCUUUUUGACUCAACGACUAAAAUUUCUAAAAUUUGU
Messenger RNA from Ruditapes philippinarum (Manila clam), 3797 nucleotides. RefSeq lists its product as uncharacterized. Bases 179 to 3379 code for a protein of 1066 amino acids. The transcript has 19 exons. The record is from RefSeq and is a predicted model, not a curated record. NCBI's taxonomy places the organism in Eukaryota, Metazoa, Mollusca, Bivalvia, Venerida, Veneridae.